UAUGUGUGAUAUUCGUUCAGGUCGAUGACAUCAUCCCUCAAUAAUUGAGUGGGAUAAAUCCCUUCUUUACUUUUCGCGAAUCAUCCUUUAUUAUCGAGUAGAAAUUUAGGUAUCGGCGAAUCAUGAAGACGCAAGUUAUGGAGAACCGUCACAACCUGGCGAAUUUCAUUUUGAAGUCAUCGGAGGGUUGUAAUGCAGUUGAAAUGAUGGAGCCACCGGAUCAGGUCAGGGGAGACGUACCCCUCUUAAACGUUGGAUCUCAGCCGUCUAGCGUUUCCUCUGCUCCUUCUUCCGAAGAUUGGCCGGGAAAACACAAUUUCACGAUAUCUUUUAAAGAGAAGGGUAGUCAGAACGGAAAAAUCCAUUCCUGGCUGUGGUCCGAGGAGUUGCAGAAGCUUUUUGUCGAAAUGAACAAGCCGUGUCCAUUCGACGUAAAAGCUACGAACUGCUCUAAUGAACAGCUGUACGUUCGUGCCCUGCCGCUGUAUACAACCGCUACGAACGUUCUUCGAGUUGUCAAACGGUGCCCGAAUCACGCGUCAUCGGAAGAUGCCACGAAUAUUGAUGUUAAUGAAAACCUGAGGCAUCAUCUCAUUCGAGCGGAAUGUGGUUCUGCUGUGUACGAAGAAGAUACUGAGAGCAAGCGCUUGUCGGUCAGGCUUCCUUUGGGUCGCCCAGAACCUGGCGCCAACUGGACUACCCUUUUAUAUAAGUUCAUGUGCUUGGGUUCUUGCGUCGGUGGAAUCAACCGUCGUGCGCUGCAGAUCAUCUUCACGCUGGAGACCGCUUCCGGUGAAGUGGUUGGACGGCAAUGCAUUGGAGUUCGCAUUUGCGCGUGUCCAUCUCGUGACCGGAAAGUAGAAGAAAGGAAGCUGGAAAGUUCGAAUGGGGAUUUUUUUUCUGGGAUCCCUGCAAAUCUUCAUCAUCUACCACCUGUAUCGCGCAAGCGCAGUGGAUCAUUCAAUUCUCAUCCGAAUCUGAAUGCUACCUCCGCUACGCAACGGGAAUUUUUGUGCGCCAAAGUUAAACCAAAAGUCGAAAAUCCUGCCUUAGAAGACAACGUGUAUAUGAUCAAGGUGCAUUGCUACGCAAAUUAUUUGCUGUUGAAAGAAAUCGCAUUUGCCCUUGAAGUGAAGCAGCACGCGUCGGAAAUGUAUCCAACAUUGAUUGAUGAAAUAGUGCCAAUGUUUGGUUCCAGCGACAACGACAGAAUGAAUGACGACUUUCCGGAGAAAGAAUCUGCAUGUAUCAGACAAACUACCUCUUCAAGUACACCAACUUCAUCCAAUCCACCAUCGGGAUGCGUUUCUCCAGAUUCGGAUAUUCCACCGCCAUUCCCAACUCCUCAGAUGCAGCCAAUGCCGAAUAUGGGUUCCAAAUCUUUGGAAGUCGAAAGAAACAAGUUGAAGCGUUCGAUGACGCAUUGCGCUUCUAUGUUAACCCGUCCGCAGGCGUCUGCUCAGGUGCAAAACAAAAGGGUCUGUGGACUCCCUGAAGAAGGAAAAGGACACGAAAAGGAGAAUUCUAGUUCGAAGAUGCCGGUGUCCGAUGGAUUAUAUAUGUUGGCUGAACAGGCGGACAAGAUUGCCAGAGAUCCGCCGAAUAUGGACCUACAUUCGCGAUGCACGUCUCCGGAGCCGGGUGUUCGUCUGCGUGCGUUUUCCAUGUCUGCGACGGACAAAAAAUACAGGGAACGCAUGUUGCGAGUUCCUGCGAUGAGGUCUUGCCAGGUCCAAACGGAUACGAACGGAGCAGUGCCACAUGGACAGCCGUAUAGUCAGCAAUCUUCCCCACCGCCUCCCUUAUAUGUUUCCAGAAUGAAAACGUGUCAGAUUCAGCCCAAUCAUCAGCAGAGGACACAGGUUCUGUGUACUGGGCCUCCUGUGGCGUCUGGAUCGCAAGGUCCUUCGCCAGUCAUUUGUAACAAUACCACGACGCUGAAAGAGUUCAUGGAGAGCUAUGGUAUAGGAGAGCUUUGGAUAAAAAUGUUCGAGAAUCGGCCGAAGUACCAUUCUUGGCCGGUCACGGCGUUUGCCUGUUGGAGUGAAGAAGACUUCGAAUUUCUCGGGCUAGAAAAACGUCUUGCUCAGUUUCUGGUCACAAAGCUGGCGAACUACAAGUCAGCUUCUGAAAGCCUUCAAAACGGAACUUGA
Notodromas monacha is the source of this 2153-nucleotide messenger RNA. The record is from the annotation of a GenBank genome assembly. Lineage: Eukaryota; Metazoa; Arthropoda; Ostracoda; Podocopida; Cyprididae.